This is a messenger RNA of Corylus avellana, 821 nucleotides long. NCBI's taxonomy places the organism in Eukaryota, Viridiplantae, Streptophyta, Magnoliopsida, Fagales, Betulaceae. The record is from RefSeq and is a predicted model, not a curated record.
AUGGUUAAGGAUCAAAACGGUGCGUUUUGGCGACGAAGUUUGUUUUGUAUUGGUGCUGUGCCGCCUCUUCUGGUUCUGGGCCUCGGCGAGGCGUUAAAGCAAAAAGGUUGCGUUUCGAUGGUGAACAGGGAGGCCGGAAAUCCUCAGGCUUGCGCCUCAUGCAGACAUCAAAGGAAAAGAUGUGACGAAACAUGUGAGUUAGCUCCAUACUUUCCGGCAAAAAGGUACCCGGAAUUCCAAAAUGCUCACAGGGUAUUCGGUGUGAGCAACAUAGUGAAGAUCAUGAACGCAGUAAUUGAGCCACACCAGAGGCAAGCAGCUGCUGACUCAAUACUAAUGGAGGGCAAUGCAAGGAGAAAUGAUCCGGUGCAUGGCUGUCUUGGUAUUGUGCGUAGUCUCAAGUCCCAGAUUGAGUUUUACGAAAAGCAACUUGAGAUUGUCAAUCAUCACCUUGCCUUUUUCCGGGAGACAGAGAAGAUUGAGCAGCAGCAAAAGCUUGAUGGGUUCAAGUAUCUCACAACAAUCCUGCCUCAUGAACUAUCAACCUUGGAAGAAGGUGUAGAUGUGAAACCCUUUGACAUCCAGCCUGUAGAUCAAAUGUUGGAAUGUUAUGAGCAGCAGGAGAAUAUUGUUAUUACAAGUUUCAGUGGACCAGCAGAAUCCAGUAGUACUGUUUCCGAAGCCCAUGGUAUGCAGCCUAUGCAGGGUGUUGGUGAGGAAGAUACAGAAAACGAGGCCGGAUCUCUCUCUCGUUCUCUCUCUCUCAAGAAUGAUCAUAAAUGAAAUCUAUUAUGGGAAAGAAUUUUUUAUGCUAAUAUUUG